AGAAUAGCAACCUCACCUCUCUGGCAUCCUCAUCAGGUCACCUUGCAGUUGUAAACAUUUUGGAUCAAGUCCAGUUGUCAAGAUGCGUGCAUUGUUCCUAAUGGUCCUGUAUGCUGGACUGUGCUACGCCAGCUCCAUCAGCGACCAAGAAAACAUAGAGACCCUGAUGGAUAAUGUUCUGGUCCUGAGGGUGCCUUACGGGGAGAGCACCAUGGUGUAUGUUCCUCUGAGCUGUGGAGAAGCUUAUGAAAACCAGCCUGUGGUCUGGAAGAAAGAUGGCGAGGCGACUGAACCAGCUCUGCAGGGGAACCAGGUCACGGUCCUAGUGGAGGAGAUGAACGGAGGAAACUACAGUUGUCACCUCGGUCCAAAUGGAGAUUACCUCAACCACACUUUGAUCCUGAUCCAAGUAGUCCCAGACAACAGGGCUGUCAUACUGGAAGAAGUAUCCCCUGAAAUGGGUCACAUUCACUGUUCAACACCUAACUAUAAAGGCUCCUUCCACUGCACCUGGAGGAGAACGAGGUUGAGACCCGACACCUCUGUGCUCCUGGUGAAGGCAGAACGUAAUAUGGAAAAUAUUUCCUGUGAGCUGGAUGCUGAUGGAUCAGGGAUUCACUGCCAGGACGCCAGCUGCCCAUACAAAGAAGAUCAGCACCGCAUCUCCCUCACCAUCUACAUACGCAGCGUUUCUCUCCUCGAGGCCUACGCAAAGGCUUUCUACCUGAGAGAGAUUGUGAGGCCGGAAGCACUCCCUAACCUGUGCAUCAGUAAUGGGAAGGUGUUCAGCUGGAGCUACCCUGACUCCUGGGAGAAGCCCUCCACCUACUUUGGCCUGCAGUUCCAGGUGAAGGUGGUCCACAAAGGAUCAUCCUGUGACAGUGAACGCCACAUAAUGCUUAACACCAUUCAGGAAAAUAAGUAUGAGGUCAACAUGAAAACCCAAAAGUAUGUUUUCUGUGUGCGAGCUCAGGACAAAUACACCAACGGGCCAUUUAGCCACUGGAGCUUCUGCACAGUAAAUAAAGACACCGUGGGCUGCAUCACUGGACCGAAGCUAUAAAGGAUGGAAGAGCUCAAGUUUGCCAAGAAAUCAUUUUUCUAACUUUUAUUGCAAUGCACAAAAACGGGUGCUUUCAGACUGAAUGCAUAUCUGUACAGUAUUUAUUGAUCUCGAUG
Anarrhichthys ocellatus (wolf-eel) is the source of this 1179-nucleotide messenger RNA. RefSeq names its product interleukin 12B, b (gene il12bb). Lineage: Eukaryota; Metazoa; Chordata; Actinopteri; Perciformes; Anarhichadidae. The record is from RefSeq and is a predicted model, not a curated record. The transcript has 9 exons. Gene Ontology annotation, molecular function: protein binding. Bases 83 to 1063 code for a protein of 326 amino acids.